AUGGGUUUCGGCACCCCAUCUCAAGUUAUUACAGGCAUCUUCGAUACUGUUGUGUGCAGACUCGAAACGCAGCAGUGUCAAGGAUCUAAACUUGCCCUGGGAGACUAUGAAUCCGCCAAAUAUGGCGAUGUCAAGAGGGUGCCGAAUUCGGGGUUCGCGGCUGGGUUUCAAAGUGGCGAUACAUGCGACGGGCCAUACAUCAGCACUUCUGUGAGUGUGGGAGAUGCCAAGAUCAAGGCCGCGCAGGUUGGCCUGGCAGUCAACGGGACUGUGUCCCAAGAUUCGGCUCAAUUUCCUGUUCUUGGCGUGGGCCCAAUUGAUGCCGAGCAGACGGUCGAUAACGCCAAGUACGCGAACCUGCCUCAGAGGAUGAAGGACGUCGGCUCGAUCAAUACAAACAUGUUUAGCGUGUGGCUCAACCCUACACCCUUCGCCAAUGGGCCCGUUGUCUUUGGAGGAAUCGAUGGCACUAAAUACGCGGGCCGGCUCCAAACGGUCCCCAUUGAGCCAGACAACUCUGGGAGGAUUUCCGGCUUUGUCGUCCGACUGAGCUCUGUUCAACUAUCCAUGAGUGGUCCACGUGGUGGUCAGCGCAAUGGCCGCCCCCAAAACCGUCAAUCAACAGUCAUGGAUCUGGGACUGGGCCGAAGUGAAGGAUUUACCUCGGUGAACACUGGUACUCCCUUUAUUGUUAUACCGAGUGGUUCCAUGGAGAACCUAGCCAGAGCACUAGACACCACUUUCUCGGAGAAGGACGGCCUGGGACUGGUUAACUGCCAGCUGGCGUCGGGCAAUAGUAGCUUAAUCUUUGGCUUUAACCAAGGACAGACCAUGCUUAGCGUACCGUUGGCCCGGACUGUUAUUUCAAAAGAGAUUUCAAAGACUUCACAGACUGGCAGUUGCGCGCUCGCCAUCGCUCAGCUGAUGAUCAACGUCAUGGGCUACCCCUUCAUGUCGGCGGUAAAUACAGUUUUCGAUAGGGACAGUGAGAGGAUGAUGUUUGCACAGGCUGUGUGA
Metarhizium acridum CQMa 102 is the source of this 1017-nucleotide messenger RNA. NCBI's taxonomy places the organism in Eukaryota, Fungi, Ascomycota, Sordariomycetes, Hypocreales, Clavicipitaceae. The record is from RefSeq and is a predicted model, not a curated record.